GCAGCGGCAGCGGCAGCAGCAGCGGCAGCAGCGGCAGCGGCCAGCAGCAGCCACCGCGGAGGCCCCCCGCCGCCGUCUCAGCCCCUGAGCUGGUGCAGCCCCCCUCGCCCCCUCGGCUCGUCCUGCGCUCGCCCGCACCAUGGCCGAUCAGCUGACCGAGGAGCAGAUCGCUGAGUUCAAGGAAGCUUUCUCCCUGUUUGACAAGGAUGGUGACGGCACCAUCACCACAAAGGAGCUCGGGACCGUCAUGAGGUCACUGGGCCAGAACCCAACAGAGGCCGAGCUGCAGGAUAUGAUCAACGAGGUGGAUGCUGACGGAAAUGGCACCAUUGACUUCCCAGAGUUUUUGACUAUGAUGGCUAGAAAAAUGAAAGACACAGACAGUGAAGAGGAAAUCCGUGAAGCAUUCCGAGUGUUUGACAAGGACGGCAACGGCUACAUCAGCGCUGCAGAGCUCCGUCACGUCAUGACAAACUUAGGAGAAAAACUAACAGACGAAGAAGUAGACGAAAUGAUCAGAGAAGCAGAUAUUGACGGGGACGGACAAGUCAACUAUGAAGAAUUCGUACAGAUGAUGACUGCAAAAUGAAGACCUACUUUCAACUCCUUUAUCCCCCCCUCUAGAAGAAUCAAAUUGAAUCUUUUACUUACCUCUUGCAAAAAAAAAAAAAAGUUCAUUUACUCAUUCUGUUUCUAUAUAGCAAAACUGAAUGUCAGAAGUACCUUCUGUCCACACACACCCAAAAUCUGCAUGUCUUGGUUGGUGGUCCUGUCCCCUAAAGAUCAAGCUACACAUCAGUUUUCCGAUAUAAAUACUUGUACUACCUUAACGAUAAGGAAGCACUUAGUGGAUCCGCGCAGUUCCAUUUGCUAAUGAUUACUACACUGUUUGGGCUGGCCAGUUUUUCAUGCAUGCGGCUUGACAAUUGAGCACAGUCAGGCAUUUGUAUUAAAAAAAGAAAAAAAAACCAAAAAAAAAGAAAAAAAAAUCCGAAACCUAGUCCAAUGGGUUCUAGUUCCGUUUGUUAGCAUAAAUUGUCAUAGCUGGUUUACCGGAAGGAAAAGGAAAGGAGAAAAAAAAACCCAACCCAUUAAAAAUUGGUUUACCUCGGGGUGCUGUGCAGAAAAGGGGGUGAAGGAGAAACUGUCUAGUUAGAGUUGCCCUCGAAGGAUGGUCCUCCUGUACUUCCUGAGUCCCGGGCCAUGGGGCGGUGACACCCCGCAGGGGCCAGGCCCGAGGGCUGGCUGAGCACGGUCCGCAUUGUGCCAGGAUGAGACGGGUUUCAGGCUGUCACUGCUGACACAAAUUUUUAUCAGACACCUUUUCUCAAGGGAGCAUCUUUGGACUCUCUUUUUAAAAACCUUCUCAACCUUGACUUGGGGCCCUAGAGUAGUCGGCUGGGGGCAUCGCUGUUCGAGAAACGACAAUUUCUGUCCAUUCCAAGUUAUAAAUGCUAGUCCUUUUUUUUUUUUCCCAAAUAAAAAAAAAAAAGACCAUUAACUUAAAAGUGGUGUUAACUGCUUUGUAAAGCUGAGAUCUAAAAGGGGACAAGGCAGGCGGAGGGGGAGCGCGCCUCGAGCCGCCCCCCCCCCACCCCCCCCCCCAGCCCUUGGCGGUGGUCGGGUUCCCGUCACCAACCUCAGAGCGGAGACCUCGCCUACAAGGCAAACAGAUUCGCAAUUGCUUCAUCCUAUUUAUGGACAUAGGUCUACUUGUACUUGGGGAGGGGGGGAGGGCGGGCGGGGGGGGGGUGGUGGUGAAUUACAGUAACUUAAUAAUUCAGGCAGUAGAGCUCUGGAAGGGGGGGGCAAAAAAACACUUUCUCAAGCAUGUAUUUCGGGGUUCUUCUCAGUCGUGCUGCUGAUAACCUGUUGUAUGUCACUAUUUGAGACCAUCCGUGCAAGAGACAUGCUCCGCUGUGUCCGUAACUCGAUCUUCUCGCUGUGCGUGGUAGCAGUAGUCCCUUCUCUAGAGCCAGUCUCAUGCCUAAAAGACACUACGAGCCGUCACCUUGGGAUUCGGGAGUUUCCAUUCGUGAUUCUUACUUACCUUUGCCUCGACUUUUUAAAAAGAAGAAAAAAAGUUUUUUUUUUUUUUAAAUGUCUCUAAGUUGGCUUCUCGCUUUUUCUCCAGCCCACCCCCACCCCUCCUCCUCCAGCAAGCAGAACUAAUGCUGGGCUCCAGCCUGAAAAUAAAACUGCAGCCCAGAGUGAAUUUUGUGUCUAAUUAUAAACCAGUAACCCACACUCAGAUGCGGGGCCUCGGAGCUGCCUGGUGGGGGAGGCCCUGAGCGGCAAAAUUGCGUGUCGUGGCAAACUCUGUGAAGGCUGAUGUGCAUUAUUUUUUAUUGUUGUUAUUAUUUUUCCAGGGUGUUUAUGGACUAUCUUCGUAGCAAGGAGAUUGGGGUUUUGAGAGUGUGUCGGGGGAGGUUUGGAUUUGCCAGGGAGACGAGGAGUCGCUCCUGGCAGCCAGCCUGGCAGUCAGCUGCGUUUCCUGAGCCCCCUGACUGCUUCCUCUCCUACUCCCGGUUCCUCUGGCGAUGCGGAGCUUGUCCGCCUCCCGCCGGAGGGCGAGGUCAGAGCCGUGGAGAGGAGCUGCCCGCCUCUGCCCUGGACCCGGCCGGGCAUUUGCACGGCAGAGGCAGAUGCCAGGAGCUGAGGGUCGGCUUCCACGGGCCCCUGAAUCUAGCCCUGGCUUGGGGCCUCUGGCGGUGUGUGGGACCCUGGGCUGGGUUCCUGGAAGUGUCGGUUUCCAUGGUACCUGAUGGUUUCUCCUAGGGUGCCCCUAGUGGCCUGACUGUUGACCCAGCCCUGGGCCCGGUGACCUGGAAUAGCUUGGGAAAGGAUUUUUGGGUGCGGGUGCUUGUUUUCAAAAAUUUGCCUUUCACUCCGUCUUUCCGGAAGCUGGGGUUAGGGAAGGGGUUGUGGGGGGGGACUUUUGUGGUCUCAGUCUUCCAAGACUACCUUUGGGUCCACGUUCUUGUGUGGCCAGCAUCCUGCCUGGCAGCCGGAAGUAUCUCCCCUCCCCUCCCCCCACCUGGGGGAUGCUGAGUGCUGUUGGGUGCACAGGUGAAGCCUCGUCCACAGAAGCCUUUGCUCCCCCCGGCUGGCAGUGGGCACGGUCAGCGCCGGGGGCAGGGGGCUGGUGUCUGCAGGGCGUGGGAGUUCGUGCGUAAGGAGAGGGCCGGGCCGACCUCACCUCCGGGGUUGCGAGCACCUUCCCGUCCACUCUUGCCCCUCCUUAGAACUAACUGCUCUAUAAAUAAUAUACAUAGGUUUAUAUAUACAAAGUGACUAGUUUAACUGGCAUCCCGCUUGAGCCUGAGUCUUGCCGUAAAAGACUGCUGAGUUCUUGGCACUCAUUCCCGCGGUCCCGUUCUCCGUCCGACUGGGGCAGGUGGCGAGGCAAACGUGUUGGGGGGCCUUCCUGGGGUCUCUGCCCCGCCGCCGCCAAGAAAGGCUUUUUUUCUGAUCUUUUGACAAACCGAACUUUUUGCACACAUCAAUUGGUGUCUUUUCGGCAACUUAAAAACACAUCCGAAGAUUAGCGACUGUACAUAUUUUUAUAUUCUCUUUAUAAAUGCAUGUCUGACUAUACCAGUAAGCAAAUUGUGACCCGUGGCUGUCCCGUAGACCCGGCUCUGCUGGGGCCGGUCAGCGUAGCAGCAUAUCUAACUAACCCCUCAGCAUAUUGGGAACUUCUUCCUAAACAAAGAAUGUAAAUUUGGUUGUCUGCUCUUUGUUCUUUCAAUUAUUUAAACCUUUGGAAUUAUUGUAUAUCCUAAAGAUUCUGAUCUCCUCGGCAGUGACUAGAUUUCCACAAAUGUGUCUUAAUCUCUCCCUUCAACUGGCAAUUACUCUUUUCUUUUUUUAAAAAAAAUGAAACAAAACAAAAACUCGAAGUCGUCCUGUAGGUGACAGAAAUCCCUUGCUGUCCCUAACUUCCCCGGGAGUCGGAAGGUUGUGGCCUGGGUGGAGGGUGUUCUCUCUCCAGAUCUCGCCCGAUGUUCAUUAAACACGUCCAUGGCAAAGACGGGUGGUUGUUGUUUUGUUAGCGCGCGCCGCGGCUGUCGAAAACAGAUGGACUUGCAAGUUUCUGUCAAUCUUGAGAUCAACUGUCUGGAGAUUUAACCACCUCUCUGAUGGGGGACCAACUCUAUGGAAAUUGUAAAUACGUUUUAUUUAUAAACCUGGCACUGUAUUCAAUAAACAUUUCUGCAGCCUUUCAUCUCUA
This is a messenger RNA of Sorex fumeus (smoky shrew), 4234 nucleotides long. It is a transcript of the gene CALM1, whose product is annotated as calmodulin 1. Gene Ontology annotation, molecular function: calcium ion binding. NCBI's taxonomy places the organism in Eukaryota, Metazoa, Chordata, Mammalia, Eulipotyphla, Soricidae. The coding region runs from base 140 to 589 and encodes 149 amino acids. The record is from RefSeq and is a predicted model, not a curated record. The transcript has 6 exons.